AUGGUCGUGAUUGGAACUACCAAAGAGGAGGAAGAGGCGCUUAGGGCCGCCGCCGCCGCCUCCAAUGAUCCUCGCCUUUCCUAUGUAUCCAGUACCGAUGCAUCUACGCUGUCUGCGUAUGAGACUGCGUCUGAGUUUAGCGACCUUAACUUCAACGAGGCACGGCCAUUUCGGCCAGAGCUGGACGCUGAAAAUGACGACGCCGACAACGAAACGCUUGAGUUGGGGCCCGAUGAUACGGUGACAACGCCCCGCCACUCAAUGUCUCAUCUGAGGGCAGAGGAUGGUGUCGGCGCCCCGUUGGUAGGAGACCCACUUAUCUCCGGCGGAUCUAUACUUGAAGGAGCCUCAGCCGCCCCGGCACCUCCUAUAGCCGAUGAUGGCGUAAAUCCAUCAAAGGCGAUGCUAGGUGAGCCGCAAUUUGUGCUGGAUCCUUAUAAAAAAGCCUCCUCGCUGCUGGCGCCAGCAAUGCAUUCUCAACCAUUACCUCUUACAACUACCAUGGACGACGAAGAUUUGAUACUCCCAGUUCAAAGGGAUUUGCCAUUUGAUCCAACUGGCAUGAGUGAGGAUCAAUUAAACCGCGUCGUAUCUCAACGUUCUGAACGUGGCGAAUCGAUCGUCAUGCACAGAACCCUAACGAACAAGACACACAUUGACGUCCGUGAUUUGGACUACGAUAAUGAGCAAGAUCCUUUGAAUCCAUUCAAUUGGCCAACCUGGAAGAAAUGGUUUGUCACAUUCACCAUUGCCAACACCUGUCUUUGUGUAUCGUUAGGAUCUUCCUUAUAUGUUGCAGCUGUGCCUGAACUAAUGCACAAAUUCCAUGUCUCCCAGACCUUGACCAUUUCUGGCCUUACAUUCUAUCUUUUGGGUUUGGCUCUCGGCCCGGUUGUCGCUGCGCCCCUCUCUGAGAUCAUUGGUCGUCGUUAUAUCUACUUGGUCACAUUCCCUGCCUGUAUGCUAUUUGCAAUGGGUGUUGGAUUGAGUAAAAAUAUUGAGUCCGUGUUGGUCUUGCGUUUCUUCUGUGGUUUGAUCGGUUCUCCUCCAAUGGCUCUUGCUGGAGGUACCAUCUCCGACAUCUGGUCCGACUCGCCAGCUGGUAUGUAUUUGGCAAUGUCCUUGUUUUGUUUGUGCCCUUUCUUGGGUCCAGUAAUUGGUCCAAUUGUUGGUGGUUUUGCUGCCGAGCACAAAAACUGGCAAUGGACUAUGUGGGUCUACUUAAUGUUCUGUGGUGCCGUGCUUCCUUUCUUGUUGGCUUGCCCUGAAACAUUCAAACCCGCUCUUUUAGAAGCUCGUGCUAAGAAAAGAGGCAUCAACGUGAUAAAGCCUGAGUUUAGCUUAAAAAAUGCUAUAACUUCAUACUUGGGUCGUCCAUUGGAGAUGUUGGUUGUCGAGCCUAUCGUUUGUUUCACCUCCAUCUACAUUGCAUUUGUUUUCGCUGUUUUGUUUGGCUUUUUUGAGGCGUAUCCCAUCAUCUUCCGUGGAGUUUACCGUAUGGAUAUGGGUGUUUCUGGAUUACCAUUUAUCGGGGUUGGUGUCGGAUUGAUGUUAGGAGUAUUCCUUAAUGUCGUUUACAAACAAAUUGAAGGUAAGAAAAAAGCAAAGAAAGCAGCCGAAACUGGCGAAAAAGUCGGUUGGGACGCUCCUGAGUCUCAACUUAGAAUUGUUGAGAUUGGUUCAGUGUUCUUGCCAAUUUCGUUGUUCUGGUUGGCUUGGACGUCCCGUAGAUCUGUCCAUUGGAUUGCACCAACUCUUGCAGGUAUUCCUUUCGGUUUUGGUCUCAUGUGGGUUUUCUUAGGUAUCAUAUCAUAUUAUGCGUACUCGUUCCCCCCAGCUUAUGUUGCAUCUGCCAUCAGUGCAAACAACUUGUUCCGUUACCUCUUGGCUGCUGUGUUCCCACUUUUCGUCGUGCAAAUGUACCAAAAAUUGCACGUCGAGUGGGCUACCACGUUGUUCGCAUUCAUCUCGCUCGCGAUGGUCCCUAUUCCAUUCGUAUUCAGCAAAUUUGGCGAGAGAAUUAGACUGAAGUCGAAGUAUGGGUAUGUCGCUUACUUCAAAGCUAUUGCAGCAGAGGAGGCAAAAAGGAAGGCAAAUAAUGAGGUUGAGAAACACUCAACUACCCUGUCUUCCUCUCACGGUGUCGAGCAAGUUUAA
Molecule: messenger RNA, 2157 nt
Organism: Australozyma saopauloensis
Lineage: Eukaryota; Fungi; Ascomycota; Pichiomycetes; Serinales; Metschnikowiaceae
Gene: TPO4
Product: Tpo4p
Exons: 1
Coding region: 1-2157 (718 amino acids)
Biological process (GO): transmembrane transport; spermine transport; spermidine transport
Cellular component (GO): plasma membrane
Molecular function (GO): spermine transmembrane transporter activity; spermidine transmembrane transporter activity
Source: RefSeq, a predicted model, not a curated record